Messenger RNA from Centropristis striata (black sea bass), 782 nucleotides. RefSeq names its product small integral membrane protein 1 (gene smim1). The record is from RefSeq and is a predicted model, not a curated record. Lineage: Eukaryota; Metazoa; Chordata; Actinopteri; Perciformes; Serranidae. The transcript is spliced from 2 exons. The coding region runs from base 24 to 275 and encodes 83 amino acids.
CAGUAAAACCUCUGAGGAGAGGAAUGACUUCCCAAAUGGACUCCAACAAUGCCGGCAGCGUGCAAUAUGAUCGCUGGAACGAGGACAACAUCAACAUGGACGUACAGGCGUCACAGUCGACUGUGAGGAGGAUCUACAGCAGUGUGUGUCAUGGAAACUCUGGAAAAGCAGUGAAGGCAGCAGGAGCUCUGGCUGCACUGGUGGCUCUUUACAUCUUAGGAUACGUGACAGGAUAUUAUGUCCACAAGUGCCCAAAUGUCCUCCCUCCGACCUAGAGCAGAAGCAUCUUUGGUACUUUGUGCUGUUGUCGUUAGCUUUAGGACCACAGUGUGAUUCUUCUUGUAUUUUAUUGGAGGUUUGCUGCUGCAGGGGUCAAUGUUGCAGCUGGCUGAGCAUCAAACGUCCUUUUAAUUUUGUUGAUCUUCCGGUAGCAUAGAUCUUCAGAUUAUUUUAUGACUUUAAGUGUUAAUGUAAUGCAUAUUCAUCCUGCAGCUCAAACUCAUUUGGGUUACCUGUUUAUCCAACUGACUAAUGAUAUGGCCAAAAGGCAAGGCUUUGCUGUAUUAAUUAAUUUUUAAUAAAUUAUUAAUUAAUCUUCUGCACAGCAGGUGAUGCAUUUUUCAGCUUUUAUUUUUCUGCGAGAGACUGUGGCUAAAUAAAUAAAUAAAAAAUAGCAAAAGCACUACAAGCAGGAACCCAAACUUAAGUUCCAUGUAAUGAACAUGAAAACAACUUUUUAUGACAAAAAAAGCUAAGCAAUUGCAUUUGUUGAGAUAGAUUUG